Messenger RNA from Dothidotthia symphoricarpi CBS 119687, 1952 nucleotides. RefSeq lists its product as uncharacterized. Gene Ontology annotation, molecular function: zinc ion binding; transcription cis-regulatory region binding; DNA-binding transcription factor activity, RNA polymerase II-specific. Bases 133 to 1911 code for a protein of 592 amino acids. The record is from RefSeq and is a predicted model, not a curated record. The transcript has a single exon. Lineage: Eukaryota; Fungi; Ascomycota; Dothideomycetes; Pleosporales; Dothidotthiaceae. Gene Ontology annotation, biological process: positive regulation of transcription by RNA polymerase II. Gene Ontology annotation, cellular component: nucleus.
UGACACUCGCCUAACUUAGAAUAUUUUCUUUGCUAGCUUCUGUCAGUUGGCAACAAUCGCUACUGUUGUCUUGCGCCUAUACUGUUAGUAUAAUACUAGCAUCGGCGGCGGGGCGCAACGAUAGUCACGACUAUGUCAGCUACGAGAAGGCAUGGCAAGACUGAUGGAUGUUGGACAUGUAAACUCCGCCGCAAAAAGUGCGAUGAACAUCGCCCAAUAUGCGGAGAUUGCAAUAGCCUGGAGAUCGCCUGUAUCUAUGGACCGAGGCCAACUUGGAUGAAUGGCGAGGAGCAACAACGACAGAAGAUUGCCUUGCUCAAGAAUGAAAUUAAACGGAAUGCAGCAAACCGAAGGGAGAAAGCCAACACCUCCAGCACAAUUGCGCACGGUGUUACCACUCAUCAAUUCAACAUCAUCUCUGAUAUGGUGGUAUCGAACAACUUAUUGCCGAGCGAACCUAUGGACUCUACUAUGUCAGACGACCAAAUAACGACCCCAGAGAACAACUCAGCACGUGCGCUAUUUCUAUCGCUGCCCUAUGAUCACCAACAAGUUGGGGAACCUUCUGCCAUCGAGACAGACUUCAUUAUGAAAUACCUCGAUUUCGUGUUCCCCGCCCUAUUUCCAUUCUAUCGGACAACUCUAUUCGAUCCAGGCCGUAGCUGGUUACUACUAUUGUUGAGGAAGAGCAAGAUAGCUCAUCAUUCUGUUGUCAGCCUGUCGUGUUAUUUCUUCACCAUGGCCCUCACCGAUGCUGACAGUGGAGGAGAACAUACAGACUGUAAAGAACUGCGCUGGAAAGAAGUGGAGCAGCAUACCAACAAGUCUUUUGACAGCCUUAGAACGGAUGUGUUAGCACUGGACUUGAACCUGGAAGGCACGCCAACAACGAAAUCAGAGAAGGUAGAAAUUUUGGAGAGUAUUGUCCAGGUUCUCAUUUUCGAGACAGCAUUGGGCAAAUCCGCUCCCUGGAAUUCGCAUCUCCCUCCUGCGUUCGCCUUAUUUGAACAAAUCAUGGCCCGCUCUGGCCCGUCUCACCAAGUUCAGGGCGAAUCGAAGCUCGCCUCGGUGCUGCUAGAGAUUGGACAGCCUCUGUGGACCAGGCCCGGGCACAACAGUCACGUCUGGUCACCUGAGCAGUCUGGUUUUCGAUUCUGUGCCGGCUUACUGAUCUUUAUUGACGUCCUGGCAAGCACUGCUAUUCAAGAAACACCGAAACUUCUCGGCUACCAUCCCGAUAUCCUUGCUCGUAUAGAUGAGGGGACAUCUGCUAUAAACGACGCUGAAGUCCGACUCUCGACCAUUGUUGGUUGCCGCAAUUGGGUCGUCCGAUCAAUCGCCGAAAUAUCCGCCUUGAAUUCCUGGAGACGGGAGCGACUCGAAUCCAACAGCCUUCCUAUUAUAGAACUCGUUGACCGCGCCUCGGUCAUUACAAAUAAUCUGAGAAACGGUAUUCUUGGAAUUCAAAUCGAUCCCAACGCCAGUCCUCUGUCAUAUCUAACUCGUUGCGACGCAAGUCCCAGUCCUUCGGUUUCUUCCAAAUCAACUCUCAUUUGGGCACAUGCAGCACAACUGUACCUUACAGUUGUAGUUUCUGGCUGGCAACUAUCUAAUACGGAAAUUAGGGCUGGUGUUGCUCAGAUCAUCGGAUUGCUUCACACCGUUCCGGCAUACCAAUUGCGUGCUCUCGCCUGGCCACUGUGCGUCGCUGGCUGUCUAGCGCUGGAAUCAGAGGAACCGUUGUUCAUAACGUUAUUGUCAAAUCAAGCUAAAGUCUACACAGCUGGGGCAUUGGAUGAUGCACGCCAGAUCAUGGAGAAGGUGUGGCAGAUCAGACCAAUGCUGGAUCCUACCACGUGGAAUCUCGCAUCUUGUUUCAGCAUUUUGGGAUCUCCAGUCCUGCUCGCAUGAACAUCGCGUUGAGUGAAAGAAUGAAGUGUGAAUUUCUGUAA